Perkinsus marinus ATCC 50983 is the source of this 441-nucleotide messenger RNA. RefSeq lists its product as hypothetical. NCBI's taxonomy places the organism in Eukaryota, Perkinsozoa, Perkinsida, Perkinsidae. The record is from RefSeq and is a predicted model, not a curated record. The transcript is spliced from 3 exons. The annotation marks the transcript as partial.
AUGAAGGCCGACUGUGCGCAAAUCGGCGUGUGGGAACGCGGCGAAGUGGAGUUCAAGCUUAGAAAUGUUCGGGAGGGACGGCGUAUUGCCUAUGAGCUCGGCGGUUACCGAGGGGUCCGUGAUGAAUUAUUGACGAAGAUUAAAGAUGGUAGAGUGUUUGGUGAGAAGAGUGGUAUUGCUAAGGUGACCAGAGCCUCUGGGGAGGUCAGUCUAGCAGACACGGAGAACACUAUCAAACAAAGGCUCGAGAUACGCUUUGGCGACGGUGGGACGAAGUCCAUGCGGUGUUUGCCGAUUGAGGGGACGAACGGUCUGCGGGCAUCCUAUGGGAACUUCCUGUUACAAGCCAAGUGUAGUGGCCUUUUCACGGAGCUACUGUUUGAGGAUGAGAUUAGUAUGAUGGCAUUCGCUGUGGAGUGGGCAGGAUACAGACCGAUGGAG